AUGACACCCAUUAACCCGGAGGGCACAUCCAGUAAUGGAAGUGUAUCUCUGGGAUACAAAGAACCAGAUGUGCACAUUGAGAAAUGCAUACGAAUGCACGGAUGGAGCGGACCGUUUUCUCAGCGGAGGGUCAAACCCUCCGCUGUUGCACAGGUGAGGAAUAUUCAAACCGAAAGCGCGCGACAGGCGAACAAUUUGGGUAUCAGCGGAUUUCGCAUCAAGUCAGAGGCUCACCAGGUGGCCAGCAGAGCUCCGCCCAGGGGAGGGAAGUGUUGCUGCGAGAUGGAGCUCCACCUAAGUCAACCAUCGCUAUUCAACAGGGAUCGGAGCACCUUACUGAAAUACCCAGGAGACGCAGGUUAUGGCUGGGCAUUCCCGACUUAUGGAGAUCCGUUUCCGUAUCGUCAUGAAUGUUCCUUCCUUAGCGGGCAUUUUGCUAGUAGGAUGCGAGGAGUUACGGAACAGUUCGAACGGCCGUCCAGAGGGUCCAGUCUGGAGGAGAAUAGAAUCUUCCGACGAAGGAAGGAGUGUUUUGCUUUGAAUACCCAGCAGCCGAGGACUCCUCUUGCGUCUGAAACAAACCCUCGUAGGCCGUUUGGAACAGAUGACAAGGGCCAGCGCAUGCAGGGCCGCGAAAUCAUGCAUGGCGUGAAACGGAAACUCAGUGACGACGAUACGAGUCAGGUUGAUGGAACCAGUGGUCAGCGUCGCGUGCCCUCUCUUCGACGGCGUGCAUAUUCCCUACCUAUCUACGAAACCGAUGACGAGCAGGGGGAUAGCAGUUGCUCCAUGUGCCGGCCUGGCUGCGCGUGCCGACCCUCGUUGCUGGCCGCUCAUUACCUGGCGAAACUACUUGACAAGACAAUAUUCCGUCCGUCAGAAGCCAUGCCGUCGUUCUAUACGACCGAAGAGUUUUUCGAAGCCAUGAUCUCGGAGAAUGUUUCGCGAGAAUCCAACGAGGGCUUGAACUCGGUGGCGAAACGCUGUGCUGCAAAGACGAGGAACACAGGUGAAGAAACGCCUUCGGAACCACACUCUGGUGCGCACAUUUCGCGCUGCGUAAAUGAGCAUCUUCGCUCGUUCGUGGACAGGCCGGAGAGCGAUCAGAGAGCGAAUGGCUCAAGAUUUUCUCAGAGUCAUGAAGGGAAAGGAAGCUUCGCGGUAGACCCGAAAGCUCUGUCAUCCGCACUAGCGCGCUAUCGGAAAGUUCCCUUGUUUAUGGUGUGCGCAGAAGAACAUCUGCAAUCAGAUUGGUUGUCGCAGUUUACACCAAUUCAGCGCCUUCAAGAUAUUCUUGAACCUGAGGUGAUGUUCACGCGCCCAGAGAACUCUGCACAGCAGUUCACAGACGGUUAUCGCAGCUGGGAAGGUCGCGAGUUGCAUGUGCCAAGCGACUCUCGAGGUUUGUCUCUUUCGAGAGAUGAUGCAGAGACGUCAGGGCCAUCGAGACAGAAUGCAAAUUCCAGCAGGACAUGCCCUGCUCUGAGGGGCUAUCUCUCUUCAUGCUACCACAAACAACAGCGCGGAUGCGAUGAGUGUAGCUGUACAAAGAAUGGUUGUGCGGUGAGGAGAAAUCGGGUAAUGCUGGUUGACAAGGAGAUGCUCGAGCAGAGUGGCCUGGAUCGCCGGUAUGUCUGCCGCUUGAAAUCAGCCGUGCGCCAGCUCCGUCGUAGUGAGAAACUGGCCGAGCUGCUGGCUUCCAGUGACACCGUAGAAAGUCCGAAAACAUCAGAGAGACCCGGGAACGAAUUUGAUGAUGAACUGGCCGACACCAGUAGUGACGGCGUCUCACGCGACUCUCAGUUGCAGCUCGCUGCGGACUCGCAGUCUGCCAGGCACAGUAUGAAUGGCUUUGCGAACGGUGCCUCCGCCGGCGGUGUAUGCACCGCAACCAAAGACAAAGAAUCAAGAGUUCGACGGAAACUCGCUUCAAAGGGAGAGGCCACGAAGGCGGAUGUAGACGGCACGCACGCACGUCAGGACGGUUUCGAGGGAGACCGAUGGCAGCGGAACGGUGCUGACGAACCAAGGUCAUCGCGGGAUUUGGAUUCUCUAGCAUACCUUUUGUUGGCUCGGGUGGCUGCGCCAUACACGGAUGUGUAACACUGUCCGAGGAAGAUGAACAUGUAGGUAACGGGAGCUUAAUUCGGUACACGAAUGAACGACACGGUGGCUUUUUCAAGUCCCGUCUCCCGGUUGCUCUGAUGAAGUGAUCGCGUGAUAAGUUCACGUGAGAAAGUUGACUUUUAAUACGAAGGGAUGUC
Toxoplasma gondii ME49 is the source of this 2264-nucleotide messenger RNA. RefSeq lists its product as hypothetical. NCBI's taxonomy places the organism in Eukaryota, Apicomplexa, Conoidasida, Eucoccidiorida, Sarcocystidae. The record is from RefSeq and is a predicted model, not a curated record. The transcript has a single exon. The coding region runs from base 1 to 2103 and encodes 700 amino acids.